AUGGCCAAGUCUGAAGUUCUCCUCUCACGCUCAUCUGAGUGGUCUUCUUGGUACGAGAAGUUCGUUUCGCGGGCUCAGACGGCCAAGAUCUUCAAGUAUAUCGACAUUGAUCAGGAUGGUCCAAUCCUGGAGGAGCCAACAGAGCCUAUCACUGAGGAUGAACUCCUUGAGCAGUUCAAUGAGGCCGCUCUUGGUAGAUGGGAACGCGAAAGACAGCAGUAUGCUGAGGAAGCUGGUCCAAGACCAGAACCGGCUACUGAGUUACCCCAAGGACAGGUAAACAGACAUGCGCGGAAGUGGAACGAAUACAAGGCCAAAAUGGCAGCCUUUGCCACCUAUCAGCGAGCCUACGCAGAUCUGGCUGUUUGGAUCCAGUCAACCGUUGAUGAACAUCAGCUCGCCAAUACGACUUCUAAGUCUGAUAUCCGAACGAGUGUCCGCGACCUGAAGUCAAGCCUAGCCCCUACCCUCUCAGAAGAAAAGGAGCUUGUGCGCUUGAAAUACCGUCAGGUCCUGACUCAGACUAAGAGGGUUAAACCGGAAGAUUGGCUUCUUGCUUGGAACAAGGCCAAGCUUGACGGAGACAAGUACAAAAUACCCGAGCUUGAAGGCGAAUCCGGUAUCAAUGACUUCCUUACUGCUUGUUCUGCUUUUGAUGCAACAUGGGCAAACCAGCAAUGGGGCCAGAUCGAACACAGCCAGAGGUAUAACAUCAAGAUGGAUGAGGUCACGCUGCGCUCGCUGAGCGAAUUAUUCAGCCGACAGAUACGGAGAAAUCGGUCGAAUAAGUUAAAUGACAGCGUGUUUGCUAUGUCUGAUACAGCAGUUGUUCGCUAUGUCUGA
Molecule: messenger RNA, 843 nt
Organism: Metarhizium robertsii ARSEF 23
Lineage: Eukaryota; Fungi; Ascomycota; Sordariomycetes; Hypocreales; Clavicipitaceae
Exons: 1
Coding region: 1-843 (280 amino acids)
Source: RefSeq, a predicted model, not a curated record